Molecule: messenger RNA, 566 nt
Organism: Umbelopsis ramanniana AG
Lineage: Eukaryota; Fungi; Mucoromycota; Umbelopsidomycetes; Umbelopsidales; Umbelopsidaceae
Exons: 1
Coding region: 298-477 (59 amino acids)
Source: RefSeq, a predicted model, not a curated record
AAAGUUUAAAGAAGUCAACCAAGCUUCUGGAGACUUUUUAAAGGCCAUUAAGGAUUACAAUGAACGACAGGCUCAGAAGAAGUGGUGGGAGUUCUAAUAUGGAGUCUAACGCCUUGUAAGCUAGUGGGGAGAGCCAACCAAUUUUCCGUUGCGGCAUCUCGAGAUUCCAUUCAUCUUUUUCUUGUUCUCUCAUCUUGCGCACCAUCUCGAUUUUGUUCGAGUCUAUUCCCUUCCUUUCCGCAUACCCCUCACAACACCAUCAUAUCCUAAACUACACACAUUUCAUUCCUACCCAUCAUGGAUACCUAUACCAAUGCAUAUGAAAGUCAAAUAUCCCAUCUAAUCGUGAAGCGUGGCCUCACUACUUCUACCACUGGAGCAGUGGCUGCUGUCAUCGUCGUUGUCGCCAUCUUCAUAGCCGCUGUGUGUCUUUGCAUCAAGCGACCACGUAGCAUGUCUUGCGCUCAAAUGUGCUAAAGGAGCUUUGUCGUGUUUGUACAUUAUACCGUAAUCAGUGUCAUAUUUUUCAAGACGUUUCUAUUGAAUUAUUCUUUUUUAAAAGCCUU